AGGGGCUUGGCCGCCAUGAGCCACGUGCCCCCAGCUUGGCCAGCUCCUCCCCACCCUCCCUGGCCCGGCAUAAAAGCGCUGCCCUCCGUGAGCUCUGGCAUCCACCGCUCCUGCCUCGCUCUGCUCAGGAAAAGGGCUCAGCUCUCUCACACAAAGAUGUCUUGCUACGACCUGUGCCCACCGAAAACCGGCGUCGCCGUCCCCCAGCCCAUCGCCGAGAGCUGCAACGAGCUGUGCGCCCGGCAGUGCCCCGACUCGUCGGCCUUCAUCCAGCCGCCCCCCGUCGUGGUCACCUUCCCCGGCCCCAUCCUCAGCUCCUUCCCCCAGCAAGCCGUGGUGGGCUCCUCCGGAGCACCCGCCUUUGGGGGCUCCCUGGGGCUGAGGGGCCUCUACGGCGCCGGGGCCACGCUGGGCUCGGGGGGCCUCUGCACCUUUGGCAGAGCCUACGCUUCUCCCGCCUGCAGCCCUUGCGCGCUGCCCCGCUACAGCAAGAAGCUCUGGGACACCUGUGGGCCCUGCUAGACCCAGACCCACAGACCCCACAGCCCCUGGGACCCCUCAGCCUCACGCCUCCUCUCCUAUCUACGUUCCUUCUCCUCGCUCCCUUUUCCGUAUCUCCUCCUUGCUCCUGCCCAUGCCCAGAUGCACGACUCCACCAUCAUUCCACCGGGCACUUGCUGGGAUCUCCAACAGCCACCGCCUGCAAGAAGCCUGAAGGAACAGCUCUCUUGAAGCCCGCAGGGACAACCUGCCUGCCUCUGCCUUAGGUGUCUUGCUCCACUGGGAGUUUUUCUGCUCCUUCAAUAAAACCAUCCUGCAUCCCA
Messenger RNA from Tyto alba (common barn owl), 824 nucleotides. RefSeq names its product scale keratin-like. Lineage: Eukaryota; Metazoa; Chordata; Aves; Strigiformes; Tytonidae. Bases 16 to 522 code for a protein of 168 amino acids. Gene Ontology annotation, cellular component: intermediate filament. Gene Ontology annotation, molecular function: structural constituent of cytoskeleton. The transcript has 2 exons. The record is from RefSeq and is a predicted model, not a curated record.